UUAGCUUUUUCUCCACUAACUCUAAAAGACUCACCCUUUUGCUUUUCGUGUGUUUUGGAUUGUUGUAGAUCCACAAAGAUCAUAAAGAAGAUGAUUCAGGAACUGUUGAGCGGUGCUGGCCUCAUUGCAGGUGAAAGGAAAAUCUCCACUAACGGAGCAGCGGGAGUUUCGCCGCUCAUCACUACGCCUCAUACUUCGGUUCCUUCUUCUUCAUCUCACCCUUCCAUCCCCACCAAUACUUCUACCACCACCGCUGCCGCCACAUCCACAAAUUCCGAGAACCAGAACCUGAGGUGCCCUCGAUGUGAUUCUUCCAACACAAAGUUCUGUUACUACAACAACUACAACCUCACUCAGCCUCGCCACUUCUGCAAGACAUGUCGCCGGUACUGGACCAAAGGUGGUGCUCUCAGGAAUGUUCCAAUCGGAGGUGGUUGCCGGAAGAACAGGAACCUCGGCGCUUCCAACUCCGUCGUGAAGACGAGCGUGGCUAAGAUGAAAACAGCUGCACCAUCGGAGCUUGAAAGGUCGGUGCUCGGGGUGGCCGGGUUCAUCGACCACGACCUUGCUUCAAACCCGAUUCUAUGGGGCUCACCGCAAAAUUCUCAUGUGUUAGCUUUGCUGAGAGCUAGUCAAAACCAUAACCCUAACCCUAACCCUAGUCUUCCCAUGUCCAUUAAUGCUGUUAAGGAACAAGGGACCUUGAUGGUGUCCCACGCGGUAACUGAGCCAGUGGUUGGAAAUGGAUUGGUUAACGGUCGAGCCCUAAACUUUGAUUCUGUUGGUCAAUUUCCCACACUUGGGCUAUGCAGCUCUAUCUGGAGAAGCAGUAACAGUAAUAACAACAAUCAAAAUGGGUUCUUAGUUGGAGAACAUGAGGGCAGUGGAAUUCAAGAACUGUACCAGAGGCUGAGAUCAUCUUCAGCAGCUAAUUAUUGUAGCGACAAUAACUCGUCACAGGUGUUGGGGAACAUGGCUUCUUCUUCACACGCAUCUUCUUCUUUAUCUGCUAAUUUGGGGUCUGCUCCAGUAGUUGCUGGGGAUGAUCAAUUGGGGUAUACCUGGAAUCCAACUCUUUCGUGGUUUGAUCUUUCCACCACCAAUGGUACUUCAUAUCCUUAACUCCAUUCUACGAACAUCUUAGUUUCUCUCUCUCUCUUUUCGAAGUUCCUUUUUCCUUAACUCACUUGUACGUUAGGGCUGUUAAUUUCUGCUUUGCUUGUUUUUGGUUUCGAGUGGGAUAUGAAUAUGGAUAUAUGUACGUAGCAUCAGUCUUCUUUUACACAUUUUCCACUACUUUGCUUUCUUCUGUGUGUUUUGGUCAAUGUAAUGUUUGGCUUAAUUAUAUUCUCCCGGACCAGACAGUGCUAAAAUUGAAUGGAACUUAAGGCCGAGUGUUUUUCUAGUA
This is a messenger RNA of Neltuma alba, 1408 nucleotides long. Its product is annotated as dof zinc finger protein DOF3.7-like. Gene Ontology annotation, biological process: regulation of DNA-templated transcription. The transcript has a single exon. NCBI's taxonomy places the organism in Eukaryota, Viridiplantae, Streptophyta, Magnoliopsida, Fabales, Fabaceae. The record is from RefSeq and is a predicted model, not a curated record. Gene Ontology annotation, molecular function: DNA-binding transcription factor activity; DNA binding. Bases 91 to 1122 code for a protein of 343 amino acids.